Messenger RNA from Aspergillus thermomutatus, 1002 nucleotides. RefSeq names its product glycoside hydrolase family 5 protein. Gene Ontology annotation, molecular function: hydrolase activity, hydrolyzing O-glycosyl compounds. Lineage: Eukaryota; Fungi; Ascomycota; Eurotiomycetes; Eurotiales; Aspergillaceae. The transcript is spliced from 6 exons. The record is from RefSeq and is a predicted model, not a curated record. Bases 1 to 1002 code for a protein of 333 amino acids. Gene Ontology annotation, biological process: glucan catabolic process.
AUGAAGUUCGGUAACCUUGUGCUCAUUGCUGCUGCGGCAGGCUCCGCGGUGGCUGCUCCUGCAAAAGAGCAGAAGAAGAGAGCUUCAGUUUUCCAAUGGUUCGGAAGCAAUGAGUCUGGAGCUGAGUUUGGCGAAAACACCAUUCCUGGCUCAUAUGGAAAAGACUUCACCUUCCCAGACCCUUCUGCAAUCAGCACAUUGAUCGGAAAGGGCAUGAACAUCUUCCGGAUUCAAUUCCUCAUGGAGAGACUGGUGCCAAGCUCUAUUACAGGCUCCUACAAUGAGGAGUACCUGGCCAAUCUGACUUCGGUUGUGAACGCCGUCACGGAGGCAGGAUCUUAUGCCAUUCUGGACCCCCAUAACUUUGGCAGAUAUAAUGGCCAGAUUAUCUCCAGCACCGACGACUUCCAGACGUUCUGGCAGAAUCUGGCUGGCGAGUUCAAGUCCAACAAUCUGGUCAUCUUCGAUACUAACAACGAGUAUCACGACAUGGACCAGACCCUGGUUCUGAACCUCAACCAGGCCGCCAUCGACGGUAUCCGCGCCGCGGGAGCCACCUCGCAAUACAUCUUCGUGGAGGGCAACUCCUACACCGGCGCCUGGACCUGGGCCGACGUCAAUGACAACCUGAAGGCUCUGACCGAUUCCCAGGAUAAGAUCGUCUACGAGAUGCACCAAUAUCUCGACUCGGACGGAUCCGGCACCUCGGAGACCUGCGUGUCUACCACGAUCGGUCACGAACGCGUCACGGCCGCCACGCAGUGGCUGAAGGAUAACGGCAAGGUUGGCAUUAUUGGUGAAUUUGCUGGCGGUGUCAAUGAUCAGUGCCGGACUGCUAUUUCAGGGAUGCUGGAGUACUUGGCUCAGAACACGGAUGUGUGGAAGGGAGCCCUUUGGUGGGCGGCUGGCCCCUGGUGGGGUGACUAUAUGUUCAACAUGGAACCUCCGAGCGGUGCGGCUUAUGUGGGCAUGUUGGACGUCUUAGAGCCAUACCUGGGUUGA